CUCAGAUUAAGGCUAAAUGUCAGAAAUGUUUCGUGCGUAAGGCCGCACGCGCUCACGAGAUAAAGACACGUAGCAAUCGAAAUUUGCGAACAGAUUGUGAAAUCCGUUUGAAGGAGGUGUCUUUAGUAGAUCAUGUCAGCAAAUGAAGGGUCUGGGAAUCCAAAUGGAACAUCAGGUUAUUUCAACAAUGGAUCUGCUGACGGAAAUUCUGCAGGCUUCUUCGACCACAAUCAACCAAAUAUGAACCAGUGGGGCUUUCCCCCUCCGGACCAGACCUCUGCUCCAGGGGGAAUUCCCCAAACCUCACAGCACCAGCAACAGUAUCAGCCCCAGCAGACUCCCCAGUUCUACAACCCUGCCGAGUUUCAGAAAGCUGCACCUGGCCAGCAGCCAGAGAUCUUCAACCCUUAUGGCGGAGGUAAUGCUUAUCAGCCACAGCAACCCUUAUCUCAAGAUGGUUUUCAGCAGCAGAAUGACUUCAGCCAGCAGCAGUUCAACCAGAAUGACCAUGGAGGAAGUCUACCCCAACCGCAGCAACAGCCACAGAACCCUGAGGUUGCUGAUGGACAAGUUCCCUAUCAGCAGGGUUGGCAAGGGUAUGGUGCACCAGCUGAUUCUGCUGAACAACAGGAUAGCCACUGGCAAAACCAAGAUAACCAUACAGGACAACAGGCCAAUGCUAGUUAUCCAUCUGAUCCAUACUCUUAUUCUGGGUAUGGGUAUGGAACAGAUAUGCAUGCCCCCACUAGCAAUCAUCAAGAAAGUGGUCAGUCUGAAAAUCCCACUCAGAAAUUUGAGCAGGAAGAUUCCUCAGGAAACUCAGGAUUUGGUGCAUUUUUCCAUGAUGAUGGAUCAGACUUUGUGAUAUCAAGCGAUAAAGGGAGUGAACAGGUUAGUGCAAAUGUGAGCGAAAGGACUAGCCCUAAUAUGGUUCUACCUGAUUCCAAUAGCCAAUUACAAAUGGAUGAACAAGGACAUUUACAAGAAAGUGCACAAUCUGAAAAGGAGCAAUCAAACUCAAAUAUAGAGCAUUUCCAACUCUCUCCGCAAAGUAACAGUCACAUAGCUACACCAGUUCAUGAUCAAGUUCCAGAAAGAAACAUGGCUACACUGGGAGAUAUGCAGGACAAGACAACAGAAUCAUCUGAGUCAUCUGUAUUGAAUCAAGACAGUCAAAGUGUUGCUGUCCCAAGCAGCACAUUUGGUUCUUCCCAUGAUCUUGGUAGUGCAAUGACUGAACACAGUAAUUUUGAGGAACUCAAUACAGAGUCAUUGGGAGUCAAUCAAACUCCUGAUGAUAGGAAUGUACAACAUUCAGAACCACACACGAACAUUGAGCCUGCCCAAUCUGAAUUAUCUAUACCUGACUCAUUAGUAUCAAACCCUGCUGAGAAUGUUGGUGUGGUCCAUGAGUUGCUGUCAGUACCUGUAUCAUCUCUCUCAGUAGAGGCCAAUCAACAAGACUCGGAUUCAUUGCUGAAUCCAACACCACCUGCUGUAUCUCAAGAACAAUCACUCUCCUCUUCGCAGAGUGAUGGUGGUGAUCUUCCAAGCAGAGGUGAUGGGCUUGAGAAUACACCUAUACCCGCAACAAAUUUUGGACCACCUUCAACCCAAAAUGUUGGUCAAACUGAUGCAUCUGUUUUUUCCGCACAGACCUUACCACACCUUCACCAGCAAACACAGGAGCAACCCUACCAACAACCACAACAGCAGUCCUCUGCGAAUUCUAGCCAGUCAGACCUGACCUCACCCCCAAAUCUACCUUUGCUCUCUACCCAGUCAUCCCUAGAAACAAAGAAGGCUUCAGAGCCAGAGGACAAUAGAAAACAACGCUCAGACUCACUCUCAUCAGGCUCUCACCCAAGUGCUUUUCGACAAGUGCGUAGUAUUCACGGUCAUAGAGAUAUCUCUGUUAAUCCUUCCCCACCCUUGUGGCAGGCAGAAGUCCCAGCUCUUCCAGGAAAUAUUCUUUUGGCUCCUGCUUUGAAUAUAUCAACCAGUAUAAAUCCAAUAAUCCCUAGUAGUACUUUAUCAUCACCAUCACUUUCAACUCCAAGGCAGCUUGCAGACACUGUCGCAUCUGUUAGUGUGCCUCCAGUACCAUCAGUUGCUGCUUCUCUUCUUGCAGGGACUAAUAUUCCUGGCCCAAAACCGCCAGUUAGCAGUAAUAGUCAACCAAGUGCAACAUCAGCACCAACUCCUGUUCAACAGGUAACCCAGAGUGUUUCACAAUUGGAUAUCAGCAAAACUGUGCCUAACACAUCAGCAUCUGCUGUUCCCUCAUUAAGCAAUCCUCAAAGUGUCCCAGUAAGUCAACAGCCCCAACUUCCAAACCCUACCCCAAACCCAAAUCCCAGUACAAACCCAGUUGCCUAUGUCCAACCUGUUUCCCUGUCACAACCUAAUCCCAUUCAGCCAACCACUCAGCAACAAAACAUUGUCCAGCCACAAGCUAGUCAAGCACAGCCAGGAGUGUCAAUCCAAGGAGUACAACCAACUAAUCCUGCUGUUGUACCUCAGGUAUCUGGUGUUGUCACUGCUUCCCAGCAGCAAUCCCAGCAGUUUAGUAGUACCCUGCCAAUCCAGCCCCAGCAAAAUAAUAUGAACAAUCCACCAGUGCAACAGCAAAGUUCUGUUCCUGGACAACAGGGUGUUACUCCAAUGCAACCUCAGCAGCCAUUACAACAGGAUUACCACCAGCAGCAAAUACCACAGCAGCAACAACAGCAGCAACAGCAAGUACCACCACAACAGCAGCAACAGCAAGUACCACCACAACAGCAACAACAGCCAUUUUCACAGCAGCAACAACCACAAGGACCCCAGAGUCAGCAGCCUGGUUACAACCAGUAUCCUCCUGGGCAGGGAGGCCAGUAUUAUCCCAACCCAGCCAACAGGCAGCCCUAUCCUCAGGGUGGCUACUACCAAGGUGGUGGGUACGGGCCGGGCUACAGGGGCUACGGGUAUGGCAGCCCUUACGCUCGCCAAGGCUCCUACUCCAGGCAAGAUCCCUACUACCAGGGGUACAGCCAGCACAUGCAGCGGAGUCAGCAGAGAACUGCCGAUGCCCAGGGAUGGGAAAGGCCACAGUCUAGGCAGGGGAAUGAGAGACCAAGGUCGCGGCAGGGAUGGCCGGAUGAGCAGGAUUAUGAUCCAAGGUAUCAGAGGAGUAGGAGGGAUCCUCGUUAUUAUGGAGGUGUUGACGAGUAUGGUCGUCCAUAUGAUAGACGUUAUUAUGAAUACUACAGAAGGAAACAAAUUGGACAAUAUAAAGACAGAGAAUAUCAGAAAUAUUAUGAGCAACAGAGGAAUAGGUCUGGUUCCCAACAAUACUCACAAGAUUCAUCUUUGAAUGCUUCAGAUGCCUCACAAACAGAGAAGAAAGAUGCCAGUCAGAAUGAAAGUUUCUCAGAAGAAUUCCAUCACCAAGGCGGAGGCACACCUGAGCAGUACGGGUCAAAUCAGAGUGCCAUCUAUCCUUCUGGGUAUGACAAUUACGACCCACGCUGGAGGAGAGAUCAGGGCUACUACGACAGUGCGAACUCCUCCGACAGGGCUACUUACGACGGCAGUCAGUACUACAAUCAAGAUUAUUCUUGGCAACAGGAAGAGCCACAACCAACUUCUUACACACCCCCUCCACCAGAGAGACGUACCCCUGUGAAACAUUCCUUACCCCACGUAAUAGCCAGGUUUAGCCCCGGUGGUCAGCUCAUCAAAGUCUUGCCUAACGUACCAGCUGAUGGAAUGCCAGCUAUGGUGGAGAUUCACAAUGUAGAGACAAUGGUGGAGCAUUGUGAUGAAAUUGCAGUAUACAAAGGCUAUCCGGGGCCGUUAAUCAAGGGAGAGACGCACAAGAAUGAUGUCUUACAUUUUGCUGCAACCCAAGCAACGGAUUGUAGGAGGAGCACUGACCUCUCAGACAAAGAAUCAGCUGCUCUGCUCUGGGACCUGCUUGUCUUACUUUGUCGACAAAACGGGACUGUCGUAGAGACAGACAUCUCAGAUCUACUCCUCAAGGACCAUCCAAUGACAAGUAGGGAAUCCUCCUCCCAAGAAGAAGCAGCGGAAGGAGAGGCAUCGCAGGAUGGAGCCGAUGUAUCCGACCUUCUCUCCGAGUUACCCAAGACUAAUGAUGCCCAAGAUGCUGUGAAGCAGACGCAUAGAUUCAGAGAGCUGCUCUUGUUUGGCAGAAAGAAGGAAGCCUUGGAGUGGGCCAUGAAGAAAGGACUGUGGGGUCAUGCUCUCCUCUUAGCUAGUAAAAUGGAUAACAGAACACACGCAAGUGUCAUGACAAGGUUUGCCAACAGUCUUCCAAUGAACGAUCCUCUGCAGACUCUAUACCAGCUGAUGUCAGAUAGACAGCCUGCUGCUGUCACUAGCUGCAAUGAUGAAAAGUGGGGUGACUGGCGCCCUCACUUGGCCAUGGUGAUGUCUAACCUGAGCAGCAGUGCCGAUGUCGGCUUCAAGAGCGUUGUGACCUUGGGUGAUUCAUUAUCAUCAAGAGGUCUCCUACAUGCAUCUCAGUUCUGUUACCUGAUGGCACAGGUAGGCUUUGGUAUCUAUAGCAAGAAGACCACAAAGAUAGUACUCCUUGGAUCAAGUCACAACCUACCCUUUAGCAAGUUCUCCACCAACUCAGCUAUCCAACUGACUGAGAUCUAUGAAUAUGCUCAGAUGCUGGCAAACAAGCAUUUCCUCAUACCCAACUUCCAGGCAUAUAAAUUCAUCUACGCCUGCAGGCUCGCUGACUUUGGCUUUACGUCACAGGCAUUGAGGUAUUGCGAAACAAUAGCAAACACAAUCCAAUGCUCUCCUAACUACUAUAACAGUACGCUUGUAAGCCAAGUGUGUCAGCUGUCACACAGAUUAAAACACCAUGAUCCUGAGUUCCAUGACCUUAGAGAAAUCACAGAACCACAAUGGAUUGUCCCAUUAGAGGCCAUAGUCAUGCAGAUUAAUGAGGGACAAUUAAAACCACCCUCAUCAUCAGGCACCCCCAUGCCGUGGGUGGAAUCGUCCUCCAACCUGAGCACACUGGGCGUGGAGAGCACAGAUGGAACAGUCCAAGGUGUGGGUGAAGGGGUGUCAGCAUACCAGUAUGAGGGAUACCAGCAGGAGGGAUACCAACAGGACCAGGUCGGAGGUCAAGGCUACGAAGGUCAAGAUGACCAGCAACAAGUCAACCAGUAUCAAGAUCAGCAAACAGAUCAACAACAGGUGCCCUUCUAUGACUACAACCAGCAACAACAACAGCAAGAUGGUACACAAACAACUGGUCAACAACAGCAACAACAACAACAAAAUCCCUACUACCAAUAUGAUAAUUAUCAGCCUUAUAACACCCAGCCAAUGAGCAGUAACUUUCCCCCCAACCAGGACCCAGGGGCCUCGAUAGGAAGUAACUUCUCAGAAUACAGUACAACGACCAAUCCAUCGGAGACCGAGGGGGACUCAACUGAGUUUGAACAGAGUGGUGCUUCCCAGUUUGAUUUCAAUAGCUAUAACAAAAUGCAGGUGCAGCAGAACAGGAGCCGGACCAACACCCUGAGUUCCAUGGGCGGUCCGCCAUCCCCCCAGAAGACCCUGACCCCGCCCGACUCCCCCAACACCUUCACCGCCCCCAGACCCAGGACCAGGACCACGUCAGGGGGGUCGACCGUAUCGGUGGCCAGUCAGAAGGGGCAACAGAAGCAGCAGCAGCAACAGCAGCCCGAACCCAAGGAGACAAAACCACAGAAUAAACCAAAACCAAAGUCCUCACAGGGCGGCUGGCUAAGGUGGUUCAACAAAAAGCUUGGCGGUUCUAAUAUCCAUCUCCCUGAUGAUACAAAGAAAACGAUCGAAUGGGACCCUGUCAAAAAGCAGUGGGUCAACAAGGCAGAAGAUGCGGACGAAGCUGACAGUGGACCCCCUCCUCCACCCCCCUCGGAUAAAGAAAUCUCUGGCCCUGCGCCUCCUGCUGCCGGCCCACCAGCUACCUCACAGCCACCUAUAUCAGCCCCUGGGCUUGGAGGAGGGCUUGGUGGAGGGCUAGGGCAAAAAUCGGCCCCUCCUGCUGGGGUUAACAAAUUUUCUCGCAAGUUUGGUCCAGGUAACUAUGUGGAUGUUCUGAACAAAGGCAAGGGUACAUCAGCACUGGCAAAGACAGGAGACACAAGUAGCCUUUUCCAGACCUUACCUGCUCCAAGCAAUACUGCACCUGUGAAUUUCUUCAUUCCAGAUUCGUCUGCCUCGGAGGACACACAGACCUCUAAUCAGGAAGGCGAUCCUCAAGUGGGCAACCCAGGGUCACGACCUCACAGUCCACACAGAGAGCAAGGGGGAGGACAGCAAAGUGAAAACCUUUCACGCUCUAGUUCGAUGAGCGAUCUCUCCAAUGAGGUCAGUCAGCAUAUGUCCCAUCAGCCAACAACCCAGCCACCACCCUCCUGGCCACAAGAGGGCGCCAAUGCCUCGCAACAACCUGCACAACAACCUGCCCAGCAGCCAGGGGUGCCCAUGUUCUACAACCCUCAGUCGUUUGCCAAUCAAGGAGGAGCAGCCACAGGGUUUGGGGUUGGGGGCAGCUCAGGGGGAGCGAGUAAGAGGGGGUAUGGACAGCCCAGGCAGUACCCCAAGCAGAGGUGAUGAAAAAUGAGGAUGAUGAUAAUGGGUGAUAUUUAUAGUAAUGUUGAUCUCCGAACUGUAUGUGGAGGAACCGUCUCUAUUUGUGACAUUGGGCAGCCACCAUCAAUCACUCAUACCACCCCCACAAUCGCACACUCUUCUUUGUUUGUGAAUGCGUCUUACUCUUAAAACUAUUCAAAGCUUUGAAAAAUGACUUUCUAGAAGCUGUGGCUGUACAUUGCAUUAAUUAUUCAGAAGUCUGUAACCAUUAUUUCACCUUUAAUCAUUGUGAAAAUAAGUCAGUUGAAUAAUCAUACAAAUACAGUUGUCGAAUGGUGUAUGUGUAAUGGCUGUUGCACAUGAGUGUUAUAAUUCAGUGAUGUAAACAGUAUGUUAAAUUCAAUAAAUAGUUCUGUUUGCUGAAUGAACAGAUCAGUGCAUGGUCAUUAAUGUUUUGACAAAAUGGCCUGUGUUUACACUUUUAUUGGAAGCAGUAUUGCAUACAUAUGGUUAGAACCCACAAAAGGCAUCAAUUGAAGUAGAAAUUUGCUGUCCACCAAUCAAAUUGCUCUAUAUCAGUAGCUUAUAACAGUAGCUUGUUUAAACUUGUUGAUAAACAGGCUCAUACUUUGAAUAGUAUGUACUUUUCAUGAUCACUAUUCAAGGAUGGUCAAUUUGAAAAUAUCUUCAUUGUCAAUUUGUAUAAAAUAUGUAACCUCUCUAUAGGAUAGUCUGUAUAUCUUUUUACAAGAUUACAAGCAGAAGGAAAAUUUGUAUGAAAUAUAAAAGAAAGGGCACACAUGUAUUAUUUUUGUAUACAGUAGUCAUUUGAAAAGUUAAGAAAAUAGCGACAAUCUCCAACAAUGUGUAAAUGUAUUCAUAUUGGUUAAAUUCAACCCUACUUUCCUUCUGAUGUUGGCAUUGCGAGUUGUGUAAAUUUGAAGCAUUCUUCACACUGUAUAUACUAGCUCAAGCAGCUCAGCCCAUCAUUAAAAAAGAGAGAAAACAAAAACACUUCAGUGCCUCUUAAGAGUCUAUACACACCUAUAGACUAUAUGCAUAUGACGUUAUAAUCUUAUAUCGCCCUCCCUCAGAGGAUAUAGGAGUACAUGUAAAAGGGAGUUGUCAGAGAUGCACCAGCUGCAGAUAUCCAACGCAUGUAAGGCAAUGAAUUCAGCCUCUAAGAUGGCGGCAUAAUGACGUCAUUGCAUGAGGUCUAUUGAUUAGUAUUAUUGCAUAUGGCAGAUAUAGAGGAAAGUGUAUUGGAGUUAAAUGCAUUGUGCUAUAGUCAAUAACUUAUAUGACUCAAAAUAUUUCAAACUGUAAAAUGAAAUGAUAUUUCACUCCCUCUCAUGACAGUUUCUAAACUGUGCACAGGUGAAACAGAUAUUAAGGCAUGAUAUUCUGGACCAGUAAGAACGACUCUGUAAGUAUGAAGACUAAUUGUUAAUUAGUACUAAGUAUUGUAGGACUGGAAGUGGAAAAAGUGUAGUUCAACUUUACAUUAGAACAUACCAUUGUACAGAGAAUUUAUAUGUCCACUUCAGUGAUUUGAGACUUAAUUUUUAUUUGAUAAAUUUGCCUUUUAUUAAAUACAUGAAGGAAAGGGGAGGCUGGUCUAAGAGAGAGAGAGAGAAAGAAUGAAUUGGAGGAGAGAAAUAGGGAAGAGAGAGAGAGCAAGCACUAGAGAGAGAGAUAACAAAGUUCAAUCAGGCUUUUAAAUAUACACUGUAAUUCACGUUAUUUCUUGUAUAUUUCAUUUUGUGCUGCUCUAUAAUACACAUAUACAUGUAAGAACCUGGUCUCCAAAAUAUUUCGUAUUUAACUAUUACUGUUUGAUAAGUGUAUCACACAUCAAAAUAUUCUUUAUACUUUGAUUUCUCGUCAUUUUAGAAAUGUUUUUCCUCAAAAGAUGCAUGUGAAAGGUUUCCAUUUUGUUCAAUUUAUGUUCCUAGACAAGUCUUUUGAUUCAACAACUGCUUAUUUUUGUGAUAAACAUGUACCCAAAUGUUAUUGAUUUAUAGAUGUUUUCACUAAUAUUGAACCAAUGAAAUGGGCUGCCAUUUCAAUAAUUGAAACAAUUUUACAUGGUAUGAGACUUACUUUUCCCACAUUUUUACAUUUAAGAAUUCACCAUUGUCACUUUAAAUGAUUGCAGACUGGCAUAAUAUAUCGCAUAAAAGAUUAAAAUCUAUCUUUAGUGAAUGAUGAAUGAUAACAUAGAAAAACAAAUUAUGUGCAAUUUAUUGUUGAUGUAGAUACUUAUUAAAGCUGGCUAUUGAAUAUAUCUGCCAUGCUGUUAUAAUGAAUUGACUAUAUAAGAAGAGAUUUAUGUUAUUCUGUUCAUUUUAUGAUUUAUCAUUAGUUUGGAAUGAGCAGGAUUUUGUUUAUAAUUGUAAUGAUUCUGUGUUCUCUAUGAUCUGUUUUAACUAUUCUCCCAUUGUGUCAACAGUAUCGUAUAUAUUGAAGAGAUUUAUAAGACCUACUUGAUUAGGAUUUUUGUUCUCCAUGAUUUCAUAUGUAGAUUGUUUACAUUCCAAGAAAACUUGAUUGCAGAAGUAGAAGGUAUUUAAUGAUAAAGCGUAACUUGAUGCCUUUUAUCCUCUUUAGCAGAAAAGUUAUUUCUAAACCUACCAUCAUAUCACCUUCCCUUUGUUAAUAAUCUCAAUUCUGCUUGUGUAUCCAUCUUUUACUCUGUUUCCUUAGAUGUGAACUGAUAUUUUCCCUCAUAAGCAUAGGCUUAUAUUGAAUGGAAGACAUGAUUUGGCAGUCUAUAUACAUCUGACUUAUUAGCCAAUCAGAGUCAACCUUUUAUCUACUGAUAGAAUAAAGCUUGAUUGUGAUUGGUGAAUGUAAUGUCUGCUGUUUUCAAAUUGGUUCAUGUGGAAGAGUUCUUGUACUUUCUUUACAUAUGCAAGAACUUUUCUACAUUAUUUUACUGUUCAAAUUUGACAAUGCCAGAUUAAAGAGGAAGAAUUCUCAUUUGAUAGACUCAUCCUCUUUUUUGUAGUAAUGAGGAGGAUUAAAGGUGAUAUCACUUCGAAUUUUUUUAUCAUUUUCCAUGUUUUAAGUCAAGGGCAUGGUUUUGUAAAUGUAAUUUCAUUCAAUGCAUUUGUUUCGGUCAUAUCAUUUUCCUGCUAAAUCAUAUUUCAAAUAUAGUGGUGCUCCAAACAUAUAUUUUAAUAUAAUUCAGAUUUUGUAGAAGUGUGUGGAAUGGAUAAUCUAGUAAAAUAAGAUAGGAAUUGCUUAGGUGUGUUUGCUUUAAAAGUGAAAUAUAUGAAUAUUGUAUUCUUUUUUUUUCUUUUAAUUUUCAUAAUUUUGGUCUUGUCCCACAAAUUGAUGUGAAAUAGUAUUUAGAAUAAAAAAAUUUGGUCUUUGACUGAAAGUAAAAGGUGGGAUAUUUUUAGGAUAUGUGAUAUAUCCAGGUGGCUUUAAACUAAUUGUAACAUCUAGACCUUGAAAUAGUCAAUAACAGUUAAGUUGAGUGUCAUUUGUACAAAGCAGAACAUGCUUGCUGUAAAUUGGCAGAGCUAUAUUCUCAUUCAUGUAUUUAUCCACAAAUUUCCAUCAGCAGUGUAAGUAUGCCUUUAAUAACAAGGCCCCGUCUUUACAGAGUUACGAUUGAUCCGAUCAAUCGCAACUAUGGACGUUCAGCAACGUCAACAUCUAUUAUGCAUGUUUAUUUUCAAGCUAUGAUGUAUAUUCAUGCAUUCAUUGUUUUCUUGAAAUUUUCACUGCGACUCUCUUUGCAUACAGAGGACAUUGUGCAAGUUUUUCGUAGAAAAACUUAUGGCACUGACGGAUUUCCAUAAAGUUACGAUUGUUCAGAUCAAUCGUCACUCUUUGUGAGACAAGGCCCAGAUCUCUAGUUGUGAAAGAAUCUGCACUUAUUCUUUGUUGUUUAUUUUCUUAUUAUUUUAAUGAUCGUAUUUUUUAAGAGCAUGCCAAAUGGUGACCUCUGUAUUGAGGCUAUGAUUGAACCAUUCAUGUAUAGAUGGAAUGAAAUAUGAUAAAAUGAUUCAAUCAUUAUUGUUAUUGUAUUUCAUAAUCGAAUGUCAGGCACAUUAUAGUGAUUGCCCUGUAAGCUCAUGAAAUGGGGCAAAUAUGAAAAAAGAAGAAUAUGGAAUAUAUGAA
Molecule: messenger RNA, 10746 nt
Organism: Lytechinus variegatus (green sea urchin)
Lineage: Eukaryota; Metazoa; Echinodermata; Echinoidea; Temnopleuroida; Toxopneustidae
Product: protein transport protein Sec16A-like
Exons: 28
Coding region: 133-6633 (2166 amino acids)
Biological process (GO): autophagy; COPII vesicle coat assembly; Golgi organization
Cellular component (GO): endoplasmic reticulum exit site; ER to Golgi transport vesicle membrane
Source: RefSeq, a predicted model, not a curated record